Molecule: messenger RNA, 946 nt
Organism: Nicotiana tabacum (common tobacco)
Lineage: Eukaryota; Viridiplantae; Streptophyta; Magnoliopsida; Solanales; Solanaceae
Product: ethylene-responsive transcription factor ERF022-like
Biological process (GO): regulation of DNA-templated transcription
Molecular function (GO): DNA binding; DNA-binding transcription factor activity
Source: RefSeq, a predicted model, not a curated record
CUCAACCCUCACUUCCAUGUCCAUAACCUUGUUAUCUUAAAAAACACAACCAAGAAGAAAAAAAAAGAGUAACCUUGCUAGGAAAAUGGAAGAUCAUCAAGAAAGUAGCAAUAUUCAAAUGUAUAGAGGAGUAAGGAAGAGAAAAUGGGGGAAAUGGGUGUCUGAGAUACGUGAACCGGGGAAGAAAACACGAAUAUGGCUAGGGAGUUAUGAGACACCGGAGAUGGCUGCAGCAGCCUAUGAUGUUGCUGCAUUUCAUCUAAAAGGCGAGAGAGCAAGACUGAAUUUCCCCGAAUUAAUCGAUAGUUUUCCAAAACCCUCAAGUUCUAAGCCUGAAGAUGUGCAAAUGGCAGCUCAUGAAGCAGCAAUGAGGUUCAAAAUUAGGAAAACUCCGGAGCCACCCGAGAGCGGUGGCUGUGGCGGUGGUGGCACGGUGGUCCCGGUGAGGGUAGGUCUAUCGUCGAGUCAAAUUCAGGCGAUUAAUGAGUCGCCAUUGGACUCACCUAAAAUGUGGAUGGAGCUAACGGGGGCUUUGUUAUUACGAGAUCCUGUUAGAGAAUACACUUGUCCCUCCUAUUCUUUUACCGAUCCUAUGGUUUUGUGUGAAGACAUUGCUGAGUUUGGGGAGUGGGAUGAAGUGCAACAGCAUCAUGAUUCCCUUUGGAAUUUUUAGGUUGAAAAAAGUUCCAUAUGGCCCCUUUUAGUAUUUAUAUUUUAGCAAAGAUUAUUAGGGGCCAAUUUAAGAAGAAGAAGAAAAGAGAACAAAAGCUUAUGCUAUUCUUCUUUUAGGAUGUUGGAUGGUUUAAACUUUUGUGGCUCUCUUAUUUAUUUUUUAUUUUUCCCCUAGAGAUUCUUUUGGAGAAUAUUUGUUAUAUUGUAAUCUUGGGAAGUCCAUGAAGAUUUACUAAAUCAAUAGAAAGAAGAUAAUGGUGGAGCCUUGAAUUAA